AGGCCGACGGAGACCAGCCUGCCCCGGCUGAACUGGGCUUCCAUCCGCGGUGGGAGCGGCGCCUCAGGCUCGGCCGCCAGCCGGGGCUCGGGCUGGGGCCCGGGCCCCCGGGGAUGGCCCACCGGCCCUCACAGGGCGACGGUUCCGCGGGCCGCUGGAAGCGCGGCGCGGGGAAGGCAGACUUUAAUGCCAAAAGGAAAAAGAAGGUGGCGGAGAUACAUCAGGCCCUGAACAGUGAUCCCAUUGAUGUGGCCGCCCUCCGACGAAUGGCUAUCAGCGAGGGAGGGCUCCUGACUGAUGAGAUCAGGUGCCAAGUGUGGCCCAAGCUCCUCAAUGUCAACACCAAUGAGCCACCACCUGUGUCAAGGAAGGAUCUGCGACAAUUGAGCAAGGAUUACCAGCAAGUGCUGCUGGAUGUCAGGCGGUCUCUUCGGCGCUUCCCUCCUGGCAUGCCAGAUGAGCAGAGAGAAGGGCUUCAGGAAGAACUAAUUGACAUCAUCCUCCUCAUCUUGGAUCGCAACCCUCAGCUCCACUACUACCAGGGCUACCAUGACAUAGUGGUCACUUUCCUGCUGGUAGUGGGGGAGAAGCUGGCAACAUCCCUGGUAGAAAAGUUGUCUACCCACCACCUCAGGGAUUUCAUGGAUCCCACAAUGGACAACACCAAGCACAUCCUAAAUUAUCUGAUGCCCAUCAUUGACCAAGUGAACCCACAACUCCAUGACUUCAUGCAAAGUGCUGAGGUGGGGACCAUCUUUGCCCUCAGCUGGCUUAUCACCUGGUUUGGGCACGUCCUGUCGGACUUCAGGCAUGUUGUGCGGUUAUACGACUUCUUCCUGGCCUGCCACCCACUCAUGCCCAUUUACUUUGCAGCUGUGAUUGUACUGUAUCGGGAGCAGGAAGUCCUGGACUGUGACUGUGACAUGGCCUCUGUCCACCACCUAUUGUCCCAGAUCCCUCAGGACCUGCCCUAUGAGACUCUCAUCAGCAGAGCAGGAGACCUCUUUGUUCAGUUUCCCCCUUCUGAACUUGCAAGGGAGGCAGCUGCACAGCAGGAGGCUGAAAGAACGGCAGCCUCUACUUUCAAAGACUUUGAGCUGGCAUCGGCCCAGCAGAGGCCAGAUAUGGUGCUGCGGCAGCGGUUUCGGGGACUUCUGCGGCCUGAAGCUCGAACAAAAGAUGUCCUGACCAAACCAAGGACCAACCGCUUUGUGAAACUGGCAGUGAUGGGGCUGACGGUGGCACUUGGAGCAGCGGCUCUAGCAGUGGUGAAGAGUGCCCUGGAGUGGGCCCCUAAGUUCCAGCUGCAGCUGUUCCCCUAAACUCAGCCCAAGGAGCCACUUUCUCACCCAGUGCACCAAGCUCUCCCCACUUCCAGAAAGGCACAAGAGGGUGGAAUUGCUGUAAUUAAAGGGUUUCCGUCAGGGGUGUUCUGUUCUGCUGCCCUUGGCAGCUUAUGUUUUGGCUUUGGUGCAUAGCGGCAGAGCUGCCUGACACUGGGCUUAGUGGACCUGAGUGCUCUUUGCUCCUCAACUGUUGGAAGUGGGUCUGGAACACCUGGCUACCCAGCUCACUGCCUAGAAGAAAGUUGGGCACAGAGAGGCCCUCCUUAUAGCACCACAUGUUCUGUGUUAUCUAGACAAAGCAGGCAGGGACAAAGUCCAGCCUUGGGAUGAAAGCGAGAGGUGAGAACUCCAGGCUGGGAGCAGCUGGUCAAAGUCACAGACAGACAUGAGCUGGGUUCUAGUUAAAUUUUCUGAUCCCAGCCUAGAGAUCUCAGCAGAGGAAUGCUAAUCUCCUGGAUGGUGUUACCUAUGUUUCCCUAUUCUUUCUCUAUAGGCCACAUGACAUUACCUAUAAAGACAUUUUUAAUACUAUUUUUAUGAUUGUAUACUACACCUAACAUAGCAAGUAUCCUCACUUAAAAAAAAGAAAAAAAACUUAUGUGUGUAUGCAGGUGCCCACAGAAGCCAGAAGUGGGCUUCAGAUUUCCUGGAGCCUGGUGUGGGUGCUGGGAUCUGAACGCCAGUCCUCUAGUAAAACUGAAGUAGUAAGCACUCUUAACGGUGGAGCCAUCUCUCCAGCCUCCUCUCUCGUAGUUCCUUCCUGGGAGAAGCUAUCAGUGAUGAGCAUGUACUGGGAUAACAUUUACUUUUUCCUUUCUUGGAGGGAAAUGGAACCCAGGACCUUGCACAUGUGAGGCAAAUAUUCUACCACUGAGUAGCACCAGACUUUUUAGUAGUUUUAUUUUUUAGACAGGGUCUACCUAAGUUACCCAGGCUGGCCUUGAACUUUGGAUCCUCCUGCCUCAGGUCCCAAUUAUCUGGGAUGACAGGAUUGUACCUGAGAUAUGUUCCCUGCUCAGUUUAGCCAAAGUUGCUUUGUGAACAAUCCCAUGCCCCACAGUGUCACUUGUCUUGCUUUCCUUAUUUUCCACUAGUCAUCCACCUUGGCCUGUCUAUAGUGAUCUCAGCUGCUGGGUCAGGCUGGGAAUGUCCUUGGCAAUUUGCCAGCAUGUAGACAGGUCUUGGCAGGAACCCCAUACCACCAGCCCCUCUUACCCCUGGGCUCCUCAAGGAGGGGUGUGUGGGCUCCGUAGGAUCACUUGGUCUUCCUAGGAUGGCUUUGUUAAAAGCAAAAGCCAGGUUUGUUUUAUAGAAACUCUGGCUUGAAAACAAAAGUGCCUUUUGCUGCUUUAAAGAGUGAGUACUGGGAAGCAUCUCCAUGCUUCUAUUUUCCUGAUCUCUCCUGGGCACUCUUCUCCAGUCCUGCCGUAUUCACACCCAACGUGUCCCCUGUGCCCACUGUAUGCAGUGGGAUGCUCUGCGUGUUGGGCAAUCACAAACCAGAGCACAUAGGAAGUGUCCAGGCUGAAUUACACAAAGCACUUUAACCAAACCAAGCUGGAGCGGUAAAUCGUUCUCCACACAGGAGCCCGGCCUGGGGCAAGUGAUUCACGGGGAUUAAUUCAGGACAAAGGAGAAUUUACCAGGUCCAGAGUGAUGCAGUGACAACAGUUACUGUCAGUCUGCCACAGGAAGUUGUCAUCUGUGCCUUUGGCAUACUUGAAGAGCUGUAGGAAGUGUGCUGACUAAGGGGAGGGGCAUGGGCCCAGGGUCCAAGCCACAAUUCUGCAUCCAAACAAGCAAAGUGGCACUGGCUUGUGCUAAGCUGAAGAGAGUGGUGUGUGCCCAUACCAGGACUCCCCUGCUACUGAGAAGCAUUGUCAAUUUACCUUCAGGUAUUUACUUAUUCUGUAAAGAUACGUGUAGAUGUUUUGUACAGAGCCCUGUAUGAAAUAAACACCCUUAUGUGGU
Microtus ochrogaster (prairie vole) is the source of this 3317-nucleotide messenger RNA. It is a transcript of the gene Tbc1d20, whose product is annotated as TBC1 domain family member 20. The record is from RefSeq and is a predicted model, not a curated record. Lineage: Eukaryota; Metazoa; Chordata; Mammalia; Rodentia; Cricetidae. Gene Ontology annotation, cellular component: endoplasmic reticulum membrane. Gene Ontology annotation, molecular function: GTPase activator activity. Gene Ontology annotation, biological process: positive regulation of GTPase activity; endoplasmic reticulum to Golgi vesicle-mediated transport.